AUGGCUGCAGCUUGUGGAGACAGCAACGGUAGUCGCUCAUGGGUUGGGCAGCGAGCGCGGAUAGGAACCAACCUCGUGACCAUUCGGUGGGGGCCAGGAGAGCUGCAAGCACCUGCAAAGCCGGGGGAGGCCGGGUACACCGACACCAGUAAGCCUGAGUCCGUGGAAGUAGUCGGGGUUGAGUACGACGAGGCAAGUCGACAAUCAAGGUCCGCACUGAAGUUGUUGAUGUCAUGCCUGCAGCAGAUCUUGGCAGCAGGGAUUGCAGUCCUCAUCACAGUGCUGGAUAACUUCCCGUACGGAUUCUUGGUCUUCCCGAUGGCUCAUGAACUCCACGGCUUGGGAGUUUCGAUGGUGUUGCUUUCCGCUGCCAUAGCCCAGGCUGUGUUCUCUUGUUGUUCGAAUUUGCCCGAGGGGCUUGGAUGCAUGAUCGUCGAAAACAUACCGAUGCUGCACUCCAUGGCAAGGUCGGUUUCAAUAUCCUUGGCUGACCGACCCGACAUGACUUUGCCCACAACUCUUGCUUUAUAUGCGACGGCAUCGCUUGCAACAGCCGUUGCCUUUUUGCUUUUGGGCUAUUUUGAGCUGGAGCGAGUGUUUAUGAUUCUGCCCAAGCCUGUAUUGAUGGGCUGCAUCGGUGGGAUGGGAAUCUACAUCAUGGCAGCAGGUGUGGAGGCCAGUACUGGCAUCAGCUGGGGGAGCCAGGCCGCUUUUGUGGAGCAAGUUGCCCAAUGGCCCAAAAUCCUUCUACUGGUGCUGUUGGAGCUGAUGCUCUUGAACUUUUUAAAGCUCGCUAAGGGUAGGGAAUGGGAGUCCUUUGUGCUGCCGGUCUUCUUCCUGGGACUGGUCCCAGCGAGCUGGAUUGCUUUGUCAAUGGCUGGCUAUUCCCACGAGCUGGCACAGCAGCAGGGAUGGAUCUUCAAAGACUUUCCACAGGCGGCGACAUAUCAUUUUGAACUCUUGAAGGUGGAGCUGGUUGCGUGGGAGGUGUUCCCUUAUCAGCUGCCACUGCUUGUGGGAAUCGUGGUUUUCAGCUGUCUGCAUGUUCCUGUGAACGUGCCGGCCCUUGCUCAAGCAACCGGACGGGAAGUGAACGUCAACCGUGAGCUGGAGGCGCAUGGCAUCGCAAAUUUGAUAGCAGCAUGCCUUGGCACCCUGCAGAACUACAUGGUCUACUCCUCAAGCCUACUGUACUUCAAGUGUGGUGGAGGUUCUCGGAUAACUGGUAUCUGCGUGGCAGUAGCUGUGCUGAUGAUUAUUCCGUUGGCCGGUUCUGUGAUCUCGUUUCUGCCUCGAAUCCUGGCCGGGGUUCUCCUUGGUCACCUUGGUGUUGAGCUUGUGUGGGAAGCUCUUGUUGAUACAUGGCCCACUCUAGACUUGCUGGAGUACGUCAUUGUCGUCUCCAUAGCUUGCAUUUGCACGAUCAGCUUCAUCUACGGGCUUUUGAUCGGCUUACUGUGUGCCUGCAUUGCCUUCGCAGUCCAAGCCGCGCGCUCUGAUCCUGUUCGCUUUACAUUCUAUCCACGACGGGGCGUGCGCUCGCGAAAGUUAAGAAGCCAGUCGGAUCUUCAUAUUCUCGAAGACUUCGACAACCAGGGUGGCUUCCUGGUGCUGCGACUUCAUGGCGUAUUGUUUUUCGGCAACACGUACUCUUUGCCGAAGAGGGUGCAAGACAUUCAGUGCAAGGCUCUGAUUCUGGACUUUGCUCAGGUGGUCUCCAUUGACUCCUCAGCAUACAGUCAGCUGAAUGCCUUGGCAACAAACUUGCAGAACAAGGGCAUCAAGCUGCUUUGCAGUGGCCUCCAGACAGAGAUGCCCAAGGUCCAAAGGUAUCCAGAACUUUGUGCCGCAAGCUUUUUUCCUGAUAUGGAUUCGGCAGUUCAAAGAGUAGAGGAGAUCGUGCUGACCCUCUCAACUGCCCCGUCUGCCCGGCCCCGCAGUCUGCCCCGGAUGCCUUCGACUCCCAGUCAAAAACCAUGGGCAGCCGAAGCUUCAGAGGCGGACAAGCAGUUCUUUGAUGAAGUCUGCAGCUGCCUAAUGGAGCCUUUGGACCUUCCGCAGCCAGACACGAGCGCGGCAUUGAGAGCUUUCUUCGAGUUCCAGCGUGCUGGAGAAGGCACCGUGUUGUGGAAUCCCGGGGACCCUUCGGACUUCGCCUUCCUGCUCGUCAGUGGACACGUCGGUGUUUGGGAUGACUACUGUGAGCGAGUCGACGCACAAACGGCGGACAACCGGAAUUUUGUGGAAUGCAGUGUGAGAGGGCAGUUCACUGGCGAGCUGAACCUGUUCACUGGUGAGUCGCGAAAGAACAGAAUUGUUGCUACUGAAGAUCUCUCGAUGUGGACGGUCACGCGGAGCAGCCUGAGCCGCAUGCAGCAAGAUGCGCUGCCGCUCGCGUUUGCUCUGCAAAGCAUUGCGCUCCGUUAUGCUUCGCACAGGAUGUACCUGAGCAUGCUGGAUGGCCAUGAGGGGUUGGGCAAGCACAGUGGCACUUACCAGGGCAAGGCGCUAUUCACUUGCCAGGACGGUCAUGGCAGCUUUGUGAAGGUGGAGAAGCUUGAACUUGGGAUGCCGAUUCAGCGUGCCAUUGCUGAGAAGUACUUUGCUGCAGCUCUGCCAGAGGCAGCCAAAAAGAGCACACGGCAAGAGACGCUGGAUGCCAUGGAGUACAUGGACUCCAAGGGCAGGGAGAAAGCCAUGUCAGUGGAAUUUGUUGGCCGCUAUGACAUCGAGCAGCGACAGCAGCGCCUGGAAGGAUUCGUCGAGAUGUCUUUAGCAGAGAGUGCCCUCGCUUCUCGCUACCCCGAUGAGAUCUGGUCGGGUGACUGGAGCUUGCCCAAUUUGAAAAGUCUCUGGCUAGACAAAACCUUGAUCUGCGAGUGGGCUGACAUAGCCGCGAUUUGCGAGCUGUGCCCCAACCUGGAGUGGCUUUCGCUGUCAAGGACGCGGCUGAAGUCUUGUAAGCCAGGGGCGUUGCCUCCACCUGCUCAUGAACCGAACGGUAUGUCAGAUCGGUUGGUGUUCAAACCGUUCGUAUGCAAAGUGCGGACGUUGAUCUUGAAUGGCACAGGGAUCACCUGGACGGAUAUGCUUGCUGUGGACUCACUAGGCCUCUUCCCGCAGUUGGAGCACCUGCAUCUUUCGCAAAAUUCUUUGGAGGAGGAUUUGAUUGGCUCUCAGCGGGACCAACAUAAUCUCUUUUCCUGUGGUUUCUGUGCCUGCUGCUGCAGCAAGCAGACCAUCGCGACCAUGGCAUCCGUUCCAAAGAUCAACACUCCCAUCACCGAGAUGUUUGGCAUCCAACACCCGGUAAUCCUGGCUGGCGGGAUGCUUACACUUCAGGGACAGCUGGCCAAGUGGUGCAAGCAUUGGCCCGGAAUCAUACAGAUGUUCUUGCAAGCCGCAGGUAUGAACAUUGCUGCCAGUCCUGAGCUUGCCGCCGCUGUCACCAAUGCAGGCGGGAUGGGAGUUUGGGGUGGGGUCAACUACACACCGAAGAUGUUUCGGGCCAAGAUCAAAGAGCUGAAGGAGAACCUGAAGGACCCGAACGCACCUUUUGGGGUCGAUCUGUUGAUUCCUCAGGUGGGAGGAAACGCCCGUGCCACAAACUACGACUACACCAAAGGGGAUCUGCCAGAACUCAUCGAUAUCACCAUCGAGAUGGGGGCCAAGCUCUUUGUGAGUGCUGUCGGCGUGCCUCCCAAGUACGCAGUGGACAAGCUACAUGCUGCGGGCAUUCCUGUCAUGAACAUGAUCGGAGCCCCGAAGCACGUGCAAAAGGCCCUGGAAGCAGGCGUCGACAUUAUUUGUGCACAAGGCGGUGAAGGUGGCGGCCACACAGGAGACGUUGCCACAGGCAUUUUGAUCCCCAUGGUGGUGGACCUGUGCAAGGGCCACAAGUCUCCGCUAACUGGCAAGCAAGUGCCAGUCGUAGCUGCCGGCGGCAUCGCAGACGGCCGCCACCUUGCAAUGGCACUUGCGCUGGGUGCAGACGGUGUUUGGGUUGGAACGCGCUUCGUUGCCUCAGUAGAGGGUGGUGCGCCCCAAGGGCACAAGGAUGAUCUUGUCAAGGCCAGCGUGCAUGACACCCACCGAACAGAGAUUUACACUGGCCGUCCGAUGCGAAUCAUCAAGAACAAGUAUUCGGUCAGCUGGGAGGAGGACCGCGGCAAGGAGAUGAAAGACUGCUUGAAGGGAGGCAUCAUUCCGUACACGAAAGAUGUGCAGCUCAUGGAAGAGAAGGCUAAAGGCCUGAAGCAGGACGUGCCUGUCCCAGUGGGUCUUGACGCAGGCCACCCAUGGCUUUGCGGGCAAGUUGCCGGCAUGAUCAGCGACAUCCUGCCUGCUAAGACUAUUGUUGAGCAGAUGGUUGAGCAGGCUGCCACGCUGCUCCAGUCAAACAGUGCGAGAGUCAGCUGGCCUGUCUAUUUGUGGCUCGCUGGAGCGGACUGGCGGCUGAAUCAGCUGGAUCGUGAGUUGUACCUGCGGCGUGCGAUUGCUGCCUUUCCCUCGCUGCAGGCCCUGCACCUCAACGCCAACCUGCUUGGGGAAAGCAUUGAGGGUCUGGCGCAAGCUGCGGCCGACCAGACACCGAGACGCCUAACAGCCUUGUUCCUGAACGAGAACAAGCUUGCAUCCUGGAGGAGCAUUGGUGCAUUGGCCAGCUAUGCCCUCCUGGAGCUGAAGGUGCAACGGAUACCUCUCACAGACUCGGGAUCGCCGCUUGCUUCCCCCAUGCUUCUGCGACAGGUUCUGAUUGCUCUCAUGCCGACACUCAUGCGGCUCAACGCGUCUGAGGUGACUGUGAAGGAGAGGACUGCUGCAGAGAGGUAUUUCCUCUCGAUUGCGCAUCAAACUGACAGCCCUCUGGUAAAGGGUCUUGCAGAGUCUUGCAACAUCGCAGACCACGUUGAAAGGCUGCGUGCAAUACAUGGCACGGUUGUCGGUGGUGACAUCACUGAACACUCGCAAGCCUCGCGAUCUGCAUUGUCCAAUGCACUUGUAGAGGUCGCCUUGCGGCCUGUUGGUGCAGCAAUUGUGGAGAAGCCUGUCGCGCGAAAGAAGGUGCCUCACACCAUGACGGUGGGGGAGCUGAAGAGACUGGCACAGCUUCUCUUCAAGCAGGUGCCCUUGGACAGAUUGGUCUUGACUUUGGCGGAUGAUGGCCUUCCUUUCGGGGUGCCUCUUGAUGAUGAGGCCAGGGAGCUUGGCUUCUUUGGCAUCGGUGAUGGAGCCGAAAUUCGAGUGGACGAUGCGGCAGACGUUCCACCUCCAAAGGUGUGA
Symbiodinium natans is the source of this 5283-nucleotide messenger RNA. The record is from the annotation of a GenBank genome assembly. NCBI's taxonomy places the organism in Eukaryota, Dinophyceae, Suessiales, Symbiodiniaceae.